Molecule: messenger RNA, 3847 nt
Organism: Seminavis robusta
Lineage: Eukaryota; Bacillariophyta; Bacillariophyceae; Naviculales; Naviculaceae
Source: the annotation of a GenBank genome assembly
CUUCAACCCCAAUAGUAACUACUGGAGACGAAGAAAGAGGGACUGAUACUCUGACUCGACUCUGACUGACUCGACUGUGACUGGACUGAACUCGACUCAACGGAGUCACACGAUUUGUUUCUUGAACCUUCUCGAACUCUCCCAAACGGACCAUUUCUCAAAAACUGAGGGGCGAAGCCAACGGCAGAACAGUAUCAACCUUCAGUAUCUUCACAUCGCUCAAUUGGCUAAUCACUGUCCGUCCUCCCAGAUCAACGGAAACUGAGUUGGUACUUAGCAAAGCCUCAUUCGUUGCUGCCAACCCCAAAUCUCUCGAGCUUUCGACCUGCUCCAUUUCAUUGCAGUUGAGCCAGUACGCACUGGACGAUGUUGUUCGAAGAGCAUCCGCACCUCGGCAAGCACGAUGCUGAAGAGAGUCCGUUCGAGAGUGCUGCCAAGAAGCAGCGAUGGGAAAACGGCCAGCAGAACGAGGACCAAGAAUCCAAGGACUUGCUAGAGUGGGAAUUGCAGCAAGAGAAGUGGACGGAAAAAACAAACACAGCAAUACUAGAAGACCCAAAAUGGCAAAGAGUAGGCAUUAAGGCAGAGUCUCAGUCUUCGUUUUCCGAUGAGGAACGUCAGCAACAAACGAUGACGGCUCUACCUUCGGCAACACUACAACCACGAGGCCAGCUCUUCCAACCAGGGGGUACCCGUCCCCAUAACAGUCCUGGGAGAACGUUGUCACAAAGUGGCUCAGCAGCACCCAUCUACAUUGAAGAUCAGAGGUUGGUGCAGCGCCCUGCAUCUCCGUCCAUGUCGGUUCGCAGUGCUCAUCAGCUAGGUGCAGCCUUGAGCCCAAACAGUGCGAGGCCAGCGUCGCCAUCCUCUAGUGUUCGAAGUGCUUCUGCUUACAGCCGCUUCCACAAGCAAGACCCACAGUAUGUUUUUUAUCCAUCAACUCCAAACGGAGGAAGACACACGAACAACUGGUCUUCUGCGGAACCCGCCAGCCCCUACAGAGAGACUGGAGCUGAACCGUUUCCACUGGAGAACCAACUGCCAAUGAGAGUGAAGCCCUACUCUCCGGUCCUUUCUCCUGUCCAGCCCAGCUCACAGAUGUUUCCUUACGGCGCCGUGAACCGAGAUGAACCCGCAAGCAUCGAUGCUACGUUUCGGGAGGAUGUGGCAGCAAAAAGUCCCAUCGCAUCCGCUUACAGAGACCAUCAAGCCACCCCUCAAACUACCCCUCGAGGUUCCUCUUGGAUUGCUGGCGACCAAGAUCAACUGGACAUCAUGCGCAACGAUGACGCGGAUCAGCUGGAGGCUGAGUUUGCACGGCUGGAGAGUGGUCGAGGUCGAACAGCAGUAGGGUUUCCUCAUGUUGAUGAUGAACGCGAUGAGCAUGAUGCAAUGCAUGCAGUUCAGAGUCCAAAGAUGGGUUAUGAAUUAGAAGAGCUAGAGAAGGAAUAUGAACGUCUCGAGACAAGGAACAAUGAAGUUAUUCACGUGGGAGACGAAGUUUUGCACAUGGAAGAUGAACUUUUGCACGUUGGAGACGAAAUUAUGCACGUGGAAGAGAAACCAGGGCAGCUUCUUGAAGAUCCUGACGACGGUGUGAUUCAUUUGGAGGAUCAAGUUUCAUUGGGAGAGAACGAACCUCAAGUACACGCCACAGAGCACCACGAAUUGGCAGGAGGACAGGAAGAUCCUGAAGGCAAGACAACCGAGAGCCUAUCAUUUGGAGCAGAAGAGCAACACGGAAACAAGCAUGAGCACAGUGGAUAUGGAAUCGAGGAUCUUGAAGCCGAGUUUGACGAGGCAUUGCGUCGCAAGGAAGUUCUUAUGCGCAACUGUUCCAUGGAUUCAAACGAGGGAGAGGACGAUAUCCUUGGUGAAAUUGAAGAGGAUGAACCGAAGGAAGACCCGCCUAAGAAAACAGCGGUAAGGAAAUCAAGAUGGCAGGAGAAGCUCGAGAGGUUUGAGCGUCGAGGUCUGGAUCCAGCUGAAUCUACCUCUGACGUCUCCAGAUACCCUCGGCUACAACAGAUCCGGCAACGACGCAGAGAACGAUUAAAGGCUUUGAUGACUAUUCGGCAGGAACGUGCGGAGAUAUGGAACACUUUGGAGGCAAACUGGGAGCACAUGGAGAAUAGUAUGACAAGGAGGAUGGGCACGGAAACGAAAAGCCGCGGCCAAGACCCCGAACCUGCGUCAGGAAAGCACAAGAGUAGUGACGUAAGAAAUGAGCCCACGGAUGCGUCAGCUCACGAGCAGGAUGACUUAAUGGCCGACGACUCUCUGCGGCUGUCGGCCAGCGAGGAGCCAAUUUCGAACGAACCAGAAAUGGUGGCGUUCGAAAACGCCAUCGAGGCAGUUGCCCGCGCAGAGGAGGAGGACAGUCCUCCUGAUGCUCCCAAUGACAGCUAUGACACGGAAAUAGCACAGGCAAGUGCAGCAAUGGCAGAAUUGAGCGUGGCUAGCCCACAGGAAGCUGGUUUGUCACCGAAAACAGCAGCGACAAUGCCGAUGAGCCCUUUGAGUCCGACUGAGUCACACAAGUCACAAAAGUCACAGAAGACGCCAAAGACUCCCAAGUCACCAAAGUCACCAAAGAGCCCGGGAUCGCCUACUUCAAAUGCCUAUCCUGCUUCGCCUUCGUCUCUACUGGAGAGCAUUGCGUUUGGAGCAACCGGAAAGGAACAAAAGGACCUCAUGGUCGCGUCUCUGCAAGCAAGCAAUGCUGGCGAAAGUGAGGGCAAGACCUCUCAAAAAGAGGAUCCGCCGCCCUCUUUCGGGGCCUACGUUUCCCAGAGUAUGAGUGACGUUGGCACCAAGGUUGUCAGAAUCCUUUCAGCAGUCCGAAGUAACGAGGAACCGCAGCAACAGCCACCGAUUCAUCAGCAAGGAACCGACACAGUAGAAGAGGAUACAAGCCAACCGACGGAGGAGGCAAGGGACGACGAUGAAACGAGCAACGGACUAGGGUUGGACCUGAUUGCUGGAUUUGAGGAGGACGAAGACGAACUACACGAGCAGCAGGGGUGCGUGAACCCGCUGCAAAGCCUCAUAGGCAGACCAAGGCGUAUUGUGGUGGAGGAUGUGGCGGGCCAAGGAUGCAUCAAUCCGUUCGUAACCUUUGGUUUCGAAAAGGCCACGCAGAUGUGUGGGUCCCAGAGCGCGAAGAGCCAGAAUGAGAAACGGAAGAUCUCUGGAUACAUCGAACAAAUCCCCGACACAUACAGUGACAUUCAAGAUGAUGUUCGUCAAGAUGAGCUUCCCCGGAAUCAAAGCGAGGAUGACCAAAAGUUCAGUGAACGCCUUGACGGUUCACUCUCUCAAAGCGAUGAUAGGGACAUGCCGCCAGAGUCAAUGGAGAACUCUGCAGUCGUCGCCGCCCCCACUCCCAGCAAGAAAUCACGUCGAUCGAAGAAGAACAAGCACAAAAAGUCUACAUCGGCGGCUACAAAGGACGGUGAAUCCAAUGUCGGCGUUGACACUUUCUUUACACUCGUGGAUGAUUUGCUCGUGAACAACAUUCUCAACAUUAUGGAUGAGAAGUCAGUUGACAAGAUGGCCCAUACCUUCGGCUUUGACUGAGUGAGGAUCAUCAUUUGAUAAUCUGUAUUCGCUUGGAUGCUGCCGCAAGCUGCAACAACGGGAAGGAGGCAUGGCGAUUGGCUCCCGAUGCCGCCCCCAAAGUACUGUUGAUGGCCGCCGGCCAUUAGUAGAGACGAGUAAACUAACGAGUGUAUUGUAGCGAUGAGGUGCUCUUUCCGCCCAAACCCGUACUAGUACCGGUAGCAGUUUCACGACCGCACACAACACACACAUUGGAACCAGAUUCAUAAAUCCUACCCGGAAUAUG